Molecule: messenger RNA, 3736 nt
Organism: Nilaparvata lugens (brown planthopper)
Lineage: Eukaryota; Metazoa; Arthropoda; Insecta; Hemiptera; Delphacidae
Exons: 3
Coding region: 1209-2957 (582 amino acids)
Source: RefSeq, a predicted model, not a curated record
GAUACUCGACAGUCAUUUACGCGCCGCGUUAUCACUCGUGAUACUUGGCUAAUCUCGCGUCGCGUUAUCACUCGCGAUACUUGGCUACUCUCGCGCCGUGUUAUCACUCGCGAUAUUACUGGCUUCUCUACUAUCACUCGAUACUUGUUACUAGCUAUUACUAGUUAUCAAUCAGUAGCUUCUAGAUAAGCUACCAGACACUUUAGCUUCUUUACUGUUACUUGCGACUCAUUACUAUAGCUACUUCAGGGAGUUAUCGAUAAGUUUAGCUCCUGGAAAACGUUUUUAGCUUCUUUAGCGAGCUGGUACCUCAACUGAGCUGAAGCUAAGCUUUGUUCCUGAGUUGAGCUGAUCAUCAUCUACUGGAGUGAAGAAGGGAUAUCAACUACUUUCCUUCAACUACUUGAGCUGAAUAUCAUUUACUGGAGAGAAAAAUUGCUAUUAACUACUUUCCAUCAACUAUUCGAGCUUAAUAUCAUCUACUGAAGUGAAAAAGGGCUAUCAACUACUUUCCUUCAACUACCUGAGCUCAAUAUCAUCUACUAGAGUGGAAAAGGGCUAUCAACUACUUUCCUUCAACUAUUCGAGCACAUCUACUGAAGUGAGAAAGGGCUAUCAACUACUUUCCUUCAACUAUUCGAGCUCAAUAUCAUCUACUGGAGUGGGAAAGAGCUAUCAACUACUCUCCUUCAACUACUCCAGCUCAAAAUCAUUUACUGCUAUCAACUACUAUCCUUCAACUAUUUGAGAACGUUAUUUGUUGCUAAGGAACAUUGAAUUUUUAAGGUACUUGACUGUGUUAUCACCUACUUUUUAAACGGGUUUCAACUACUUGAGCGAGUGAUUUGUUACUGAAGAACAUUGAAUUUUUCAAGGUACUUGAACAAAAUAUCAGCUACUUUUUGAAUGAUUUCGACGGACUUCAAGUCCUUGAGAACGUGAUUUGUUACUGGAGAAUAUUUCAAGAUACUUGCCUGCAGUAUCAGCUAUUUGUAGCUGCUAUUUGAACGGUUCUAGCGUCUUAAAGAUACCCUCAUUGUUUACUGGGUACAUUUUUUUCAAAUCAAGUUUUAUUGUUCACAUAGGUGGAUACACAUUGAAUAAACAUUAAAACAUACAUUUUUUUAGCUCUAAUCGACUCUUUUAUCACCAAUUUCAGCGACAAUCUUAGUUAAUAUUUAGUGAUUUGAAUCAGUUAACACCCAGUAAUGAGUUACUACAAACACCAACCAGACUCGUUUAGCUCGGCGAAAUGGUGGCUGACUGCAGGCUGCUGUGGAUUCCUGGUCACCCUCUCCUUUGUGGGAGCCAUUUUGUGGCUCGGCGUGAACGUCCGCCAAACGGAAACUUUCGUGACGUCAUCUACAUCAACCAACGUUCAGGACCGCCAACGCUUCCAACGUAAGCCGAUACCGCAUUUCCGAGAUUUACCGGAACCGGAACCGGAACCAGUUCUCCCGGAGAUCCCGCAGGAAUCACCACCGGUCCCUUCAACCCCUCCACCACCUUCGAGAACCUUCCGGCCCUUCGUGUCAAGCAGAGGUCGCAUCGAGAUGGUGAAACCCAGCGAGAUUGCUCACGAAAAACAACCAGAUGUGCCCACCAGGAUACGUCUGCCGAUACCUGAACACCCCCGCCAUAAACUCCCACAAAAUCCUCAACAGAAUGUGGAGUUCACAGACCACAAUCAACAAAACAUGGAGGAGUUUGCAGUCAAACACAACCCACCACAGCGAAAUCUGGAGGAGUUUGUAGUUGACCAGAGGAAACCAGGAGGUAAACUAGAUGAUCCAGUACCUGAUUACCCUUCAAGCCUGGAGGAUGCAUUUGGCUCAAUCCCUCCCGCCAGUGGUGGACCAUCUACUAAGAAGAAAAGUGAAGCCGUCUACCCCAAUUGGUUUGGAGAAGACGACAACCCUGGAUCACGGACAGUCGCUGAGAGACCUGAGAACCGUGUACUUCAGGAGGAUGGUGACAAUUACGAGUCUUCACAGUCAUCUGAUGAAUCCUUACCUGAACAGGUGAUUCCCGAUUUCAUUUACUUGAAGGAUGUGAAGAAUGUAAGAGGGGAGGAGGAGGCGACAACCAGGGUCAGCAGAAACCCCAUGUUGAUGUUUCUGAGGAGAAGGAUCCAAGAUUUGUAUGAUUGGAUGAGUGCUGGAGGUAAGGUAAGGUCGGACGAUGAGUGGUUGGAUUUGUUGAGAACCAUCAACAGAUCCAUCUCUGAUGGAAACUUCACUUCGGUUGUCGGGCAUUUGAAGAAGAUGUACAACGAGACCACCUCGGGGGUUGGGUUAGAUGAGUUACCUGUAGAUUCCUUAAUCUACGGGGGAGUAAACGGCUCAAUGAACCCUGUAUCCUUCGGAUUACUAGCCGUCGAUCUGUUCUUGUUACACAACGUACAACAGAUAGCCUGGAACGAGGAGUCCGGGUUGGGCGAGAAAAUGAUGAACGAUCCCGAUGUGGUAGCGAUGAACGCGCUUUUCCUGCCCACAGACCGUCUGCAGAGGUUACGAUCGGAAGGCUCCCGGCUAUUGACACAGUCUGCGAGCGGUACACAGCAGAAGCAAGGGUUCGUGGAUGAGCUGUUGGAACUGUUGACUGGAGGACUGAGGGCGGUUUUGAACCUGAGUCGCGCCUACCGCAGCUCGGUUACGGCGCGUGCUAGCAAUGCGGCAUCGCCCUUGGAUUGCGUAUGGACCCUUUACUGUCGUAACCUGGAGAAGACGGCGAGAUUGCACGGGCCGUACGGGUUUCUGGCCAAGAUCAACAGGCUAGGUUUGAGGCUGUUGAUGGGCGAAUUUCCCGUGGAAAAUGCGGUGGAAAACCUGGUGAAAGAAGCGACGCAGGGCUGGCAGGCGAUACAUUGCGAAAAAUUGUUCCCAAGAUGCGGUGGAGAAGAAGCCAAAGACAUCGUCCUAGAGACAGUCAUGAGGGGAUCGUCCAUCAACCAGUGAAAGUUUCCUUUUUUCUAAAUCUAUGGACAGUUUAUGUGAAGUCUGGUGACAAAGCCAGUCUUAGAACUCUCUCUACUUCCUAAACUGAACGACUAAACCAAAGUAUGUUGUACUCUAGAAACUAUAAAGUUUGUGAGAAAGUGGUACAUUUGGUCAUUGGAUUACAUCAUGAAUCGUCAAUGUAAUAAUUUUUUCCCAAUGGUACAUUACUGUUGGUCAUUGGAUUACAUGAAUUUUCAAUGUAAUGAUUAAAAAAAAAUGAUCAUACUACUAUGUCGAGAUACACACCAGACUGUCAGUUUAGGUUGAAUGUAAAUCAUUGUUAAUACUUAUGAGGAAAUCUGACAGUUUGAAGAGAAUCUCACUAGAAAAAGCUAUUAAAACAGACUAGAACUCCUUUCACUUCCCAAGUGUUGCAGGUGACUGAAGUAAGGAAACCAAAGUAAACGAAGAAACUAUUAAACUAUUACUGUAUAACCAAGGAGUUGACAUAUAGCCUAUAUUUCAAACCACAAUAAUCGAAAAGAAUGUAAAAUUAUGUCAUAAUACGGGACAUUCGAACGAAUGUUAUUUAUAUUUUCACUAAAGAUACAUGGUAUGAUAUGAUAAAAAUUAAUAUAAGAAUGUAAAACUAUAUCAUAAUAUGGGAUCUUCAUCAGAAUGUUAUUUCUAUUUCUACAAAAAAUACAAAAUGAUAUUUUUUGUGUAGUUAAGAAGUUGAUACUGUGGUAAUUAUUCAUAUUUAAUGGAAAAGACUGAGAAAUUGUCAAAAACCACAG